Molecule: messenger RNA, 3744 nt
Organism: Spirodela intermedia
Lineage: Eukaryota; Viridiplantae; Streptophyta; Magnoliopsida; Alismatales; Araceae
Source: the annotation of a GenBank genome assembly
AUGGAGCGAAGGACUCUGUUGGUUCUCUUCUCCAUUCUCCUCGCCGGGACACCGACCCUCAGCCAGCGGGACGACAGGUCGGAAGCCCUCGUCUCUGUGGACGUGGGUGUUAUCCUCGACAUGCGGACCCUGGUCGGGAAGAUGUGCUGGACCAGCAUCUCCAUGGCCGUCGAUGACUUCUACGCCGCCAACCGCAAUUUCACAACCCGGCUGGUGCUCCACCGCAGGGAUGGCGAGGCCAGUGUCAUCGGCGCCGGAUCCGCAGGUAGUCUUCUUCGCCCCUCUCACUCUUCCAAGAUUAUAGUUCACAGCCACUAAAAAGCCGUGAAAACAAACAAGUUCCCUGCUUCUUCCUCAAACCCUGUUGCUUUUCAAACUGUGUUAACGGAAGUCUUUCAACUUGAGGACGCACCAAUUGAGGUUUUACUUGCCAACAAAUCAGUCCGUUUGAUUAAUUCUCAACAAAUCUAGUAUAGCAUCGCAGGUUUACGUGUCUCCCGACUAUCUUGAGAAUAAUCUAACGUAAUUUUAUGUGAGAGAAUUCAGCCCUUGGAUUACUGAACAAGGAAGGUGUAUUAGCAAUCUUGGGCCCUCAGAAAUCCGCGCAGGCAAGGUUCUUAUCUGACAUAGCAGACAAAGCUCGGGUCCCAUCUAUCUCCUUCACAGCAACGAGCCCCUUCCUCUCGUCUUCAGCUAGGUCUUACUUCGUGAGGAUGGCUAUCAACGACUCCGCCCAGGUCGACGCCGUGGCUUCCAUCGUCAGGUACUAUGCGUGGAGAGAAGCCGUCAUCAUCUAUGAAGACACCGAUUAUGGGAACGGGGUCAUCCCUUACCUUAUCGACGCCCUGCAAGCGAACAGCAUCAGAGUCCCCCACAGGACAGUGAUACCCCCUUCGGCAACGGACGACCAGAUCAAGGAAGAGCUCCUCAACUUGAAGAUGAUACAGACGAGGGUGUUCAUUGUGCACAUGUCUCUGCCUGUCGGCACUCGUGUCUUCUCGAAGGCAAAGGCGAUAGGAAUGACGACGAAAGGGUUUGCAUGGAUCGUCACCGAUGGCAUCGCAAACCUCGUUGACUCUGUCGACCACGAAGUUAUCAGCGCCAUGCAGGGCUUCGUGGGUGUGAAGCCCUACGUACCCAGAACCGCAGAACUUGAAGCAUUCAUCCGUCGAUGGAAGCGGAAGUAUCGCAAUGAAAACCCUAAAGCCGAGAGGAUCGACCCCUCCAUCUUCAGCCUUUGGGCCUACGACUCCGUCAGAGCCCUGGCCUUGGCCGUGGAGAAGGUUGAAGUUAAGAGGUUUUCCUUCGAGAAGCCACGGAUCUUUGGCAACUCCACGGAUCUAGACGCGCUGAUUGUGUCCAAGAUGGGUCCGACCAUCCUCAAAGCGGUCAUUGAGACUAGUUUUACAGGCCUCAGCGGGGAAUUCCGUCUGGUCAACGGGCAGCUGCAGAGCUCGGCGUAUCAGAUAGUCAAUGUCGUCGGAAAUGGGCAAAAGGGGAUAGGCUUCUGGACACCCAAACGUGGGCUGUCACCGCAGUUGGGAUCUCCGACCAAUAAGGACGAGCUCGGCGCCGUCGUCUGGCCAGGAGAUUCCACCUCAGUCCCGAGAGGAUGGGAGAUCACCACCGGUGGGACAAGGCUCAGGGUUGCUGUCCCGGUGACGGAUAGCUUCUUCCAGUUCGUGAGAUUUGACGAAGAUCCCGUCACCAAGGAGAAAGUACCCACAGGAUACUCCAUAGAGAUCUUCAAUAACGUGAUGAAGUCCUUGCCCUACUAUGUUCCCUUCGACUACUUCCCUUAUACGAACAGUAAUGGAACCUCUGGGUACUACGACUUGCUCGUGCAGCAAGUCCCCAAAGGGGUGAGUUCAUAUUUUUUUCUCCUACGUAGACCUGUAGCUAAUACAUACCAUCAUCUAUUUAAGUUAAUCAGUUUGCAUCGUGGCUUAAGAGACCCGCAAGGAAUCAGACUGUGCUACUCGAAUCAAAAUCUCAAUUAGGGAAGCAACCUCAACCAUUUAUCCGCGCGUAUUACCAUGUUGAUCAAUUUUAUAACCUCUGAUUGCGAGCUAUUAAAUCGAAUCAAUUAUUCAGUAUCCCUGUUUAUUGUAGAUGUCCACUCAUUUCAACUAUUGAUUACUUUCGUUAACUGUGAAUUUGGUUAUCUCUCUCUCUCUCUCUCUCUCUCUCUCUCUCUCUCUCUCUCUCUCCUUCAUUCUGGAACCUAAUUGUUUCUCGUUGAAAUGCAUUGGCAAUCGCCAUUUUAUCUCGUGUUGGGGAGUAGGACUACGAUGCCGUGGCCGGAGACGUGACGAUAAUAGCUCAUCGGUUCCAGUACGUGGACUUCACCCUGCCGUACACGGAAUCAGGGGUCUACAUGAUCGUUCCCCUCAAAGAAGACAACAAGAGAGGGAGAACAUGGGUCUUCAUGGAACCAUUGACUCACGAGUUAUGGCUGUGCAGCCUCUGCUUCUUCCUACUUACCGGUUUCAUUAUGUGGGGGAUCGAGCGUAUGAACCAGAACGAGCAUUUCACGGGUCCUCCUCUUCAAGUCAUCAGCAACGUUCUGUACUUCACAUUCUCCACUCUCGUCUUUGCGCACAGUACAGUACACUGAUACCUAUAAGCCUUCUUCUUCCACGUCUUAUCCAAGUCUUCUUUUUCUCUAAAAGCCUUACUCUCCCUCCUCUUCGUCAAGCCUUCUUCUUAUAACUUCCAAAGUCUUCUUCAAUUCUUCUUCUUGUAUCCAGGUCACUUCUUGAGGCCUUCUUCUAUCUGUUCUCGUCUUCUAAUGAUGUUGUCUACAAUUUAUCCAGGGCAAGAGCUUAAGAGCAGCUUAUCAAAGGCCGUGGUAAUCGUGUGGCUCUUCGCGGUGCUCAUAUUGACGUCAACAUACACGGCUAGCUUGGCCUCUAUUCUGACAGCGGCGAAGCUCGAGCCGGCGUUCAAUGACGUGGGCGAGUUGGUGAGGAGCGGGAAGUUCGUAGGGUACAGCAGAGGCUCCUUCCUUGGGGACCUGCUGAAGCCCACCUUCGGCUCCAGGCUGGUUCCCUUGAACGGCCCCGACGACUAUGCGUCGGCUCUUACAAACGGCACUGUGAACGCCGUCUUUCAUGAGCUCCCAUACAUCAAGCUCUUCCUCAAAAAAUACUGCAAGGGUUACACCAUCGUCGGCCCGACUCAGAGGACUGCGGGGCUCGGAUUCGUGAGCGGCUUCACUUCUCACCUCUCUCUCUCUCUCUCUAGUUGUCGUCGGCAGAACCCUUCGGUCUUAAAUUUUAUCCCCCCAUGCAGGCCUUCCGGAAGGACUCUCCUCUUCUCUCGGAUGUAUCGAAGGCGGUGGUUAGCUUGUCUCAGGGCCCGUUCAUGGACGACAUCGAGAAGCGAUGGAUGCUGACGAACGAUACGAGCCAGUGCCAGCAGCCCGACGCCGGGGGCAACCGCAUCACAUUGCAUAGUCUGCGGGGGUUGUUCCUCGUCACCGGCGUCGUCUCCUCGUUGGCGCUCCUGGUCGCCUGCAUCGGAAACCUUCUCGAGGGAUACCAAGAACGCCGAGUGAGACCCUCCGAGACAACGCCUGAAGGAGAGGAUGAACCGCUGGCCGACGACGAGCAGCCGCCAGUAGGCGUUGGACUGCCCGCAAUAGGACCAGGACGAGACAGUGCGGCAUUAUUACAAGAUUCCAGCGAGAGGGGCCCAUCCGCCACGGAAAUUCUGCGCCUUGACAAGGUCACCCAGGUGUGA